Molecule: messenger RNA, 1720 nt
Organism: Lolium perenne
Lineage: Eukaryota; Viridiplantae; Streptophyta; Magnoliopsida; Poales; Poaceae
Product: cyclin-P3-1
Biological process (GO): regulation of cyclin-dependent protein serine/threonine kinase activity
Molecular function (GO): protein kinase binding
Source: RefSeq, a predicted model, not a curated record
AGAGAAAGGAAACAGAAUCGACGGGCUAACGACCAGUAGUAGCGUUCGUUCUCCCCUCUUUCUGUUUUUCCUCUCACCGACAGAUCCACAGAUAGGAAAAUACAAGAAGGAAGGCAAGGAGCACCAACCGUGCUGCACAUUUGUUUUCUUCUUCCACGCAGAGGUGGAACGCCAGGACGCACGCACGCACUCCGCUCUGGACUAAGCAUGCCCUGCUUAACUAAGAGUUUUUAUUAUGCAAACGACUGUUUUUUUAUAGCACAGUACUAGUAGUAGUAGUUACGUGUUUGAUUACUUUUUUUGAAUUUGAUUGAUUGCCUGUUAUUUUAUGUCGACGGCAAGUUGGCCUUUGAACACAAACAAGAGCCACACACACACACGCACACACACCAUUACUGUCAGCAGAUAAUGACAUGUCUCAGAUAAGUGAUUAGAUAACAAACCCACACACAUGACCCAUACUCCUCUCUCUCCUUUUCUCUCUCGCGCUCAGCAUCCAAGCAGUGGCCGCAUUCUCUUCCAAAAGAAAGGAGACUGGUGGACGGGAGGGGAGCGAGGCCGCGAGCUCCGGCCUGAAGCCACCGGCCUCCUUCCCCGAGCUCAAGCCUACAGCGAGCUCAGAGCUUACUUAUGUCUGCCAAUGGAGUCAUCUACAACUGAUGCCAGUGAUAAGCAUUUGGAGAGCUACCUGACAUUGGGUUUGACAGUAUCACAGUCAAAGAAAAGAGAUUGUAAAGUUCCAAAGGUCCUGUCGCUUCUUGCAACGUAUCUUUGCAGAGCAGUUCAGAAGAAUGAAAAGUUACUAGAUUCUAAAAAAAUAAAGGAGUCGACCACUAUUUUUCAUGGCCAAAGGAUACCAGAUCUUAGUAUACAGCUCUACGCGGAACGCAUUUUCAAGUAUGCCGAGUGCAGUCCAUCCUGCUUUGUGUUGGCACUUGUCUACAUGGAGAGAUAUCUACAGCAGCCACAUGUAUACAUGACACCCUUUAGUGUUCAUCGAUUGCUAAUUACAAGUGUGCUGGUUGCUGCCAAAUUCACGGAUGAUGCGUUUUUCAACAACGCAUUCUAUGCUAGAGUAGGAGGAAUCAGCACAAUCGAGAUGAAUCGGCUCGAGCUGGAUUUGUUGUUUAACCUGGACUUCAGGCUGAAAGUGAACCUGGAGACGUUUGGGAGCUACUGCUUGCAGCUGGAGAAACAUGCAAUGGCUUCACCAGAGAGACUGCCAGUUCAGCUUCUCUGUGUCAACGGAUCUAAAGAUUUGAGCUAUGGCAGUAGCGCUGAUGAGUUUUGUCAGAGCAAGCUCGUGCGACAAAGUUACAGCAGUCAGGCUCUCCAAGGAUGUAGCUGACCAAAUUAUUUGCGGCCUACGGUUUUGAAAAGCAUGUGACCUGAUUACUGAUUAUUCUUUUAGAUCUGACAUUUGUUCAUUCAGAUUACGUUAAGUUGUUCUGGAGUGUUUGAUUAGUAGGGCAUCAAUUCUAUUUUACUUCUACAUCACAGUAGUUCUUGCAACCCACUUUGUUGGGUCGUCAGGUUGUUCGAAAAGAACAGGUUUGGACAUUAGUCAGUCCUAUGAGAACCGCUGUUGUGUAAUUGGACCUUUUGCCAAGUAUCCUAUUAGCAGAUGAACACUAUUCAGUCGUAUGAGAACAACCGUGAUGUAAUUGGAUCUGUUGCCAAGUAUUCUAUCAGCGGAUGAAUCUGGCUUUUUCCAUGAUUA